This is a messenger RNA of Microstroma glucosiphilum, 1125 nucleotides long. RefSeq lists its product as hypothetical. The transcript is spliced from 2 exons. The coding region runs from base 1 to 1125 and encodes 374 amino acids. Lineage: Eukaryota; Fungi; Basidiomycota; Exobasidiomycetes; Microstromatales; Microstromataceae. The record is from RefSeq and is a predicted model, not a curated record.
AUGGCAAAGGGAGACACCCUCAAGUAUCUGGUGCUACACUCGGCCAAGGUACACGAGCUUCUCGUCGAGCGCGACGGACUGCAAGAACGUCCGGCGGCUCUCAAAGUCAGUAGCGACAACGACUACCUAACUACGAGGAAGCUCACACAGCUCGCAGGGACGCUACACUUGGCAAAGCGUUGCAUCCUCGAUUGUCACGCAAGUCGAGAGGACGAACUUGCUGCGGAUGAGCUUCUGCGCCGGACGCAAGCUACCUCCGUCGAAGUCAGGCUAGAGUCAUGCAUCGCUGAAGUGCGACACCGGCAUCUACAGCUCCACUGUGCAGUACACUCUCUGCAGCACCUGCCAGCUUCAAUCACUCACGCCAAUUCGCCAGACCAUGAGCUCUGGGAGCAAGAAGAGAAGUGGCGCCGACAAGGGCAAGCACUGGAGCAGGGGCGGCAGGACAUCAUCGCGUCGCCUGCGGAGGAGAGGAAGGAGCAAAUCGCCGAGCUGAUGCAGAUCAGCAACGAUACCCUCGACAAGCUCCCACUUCCGGCUGAUUUUGAGCGCGGAGUCAGCGAACCAGCAACAGUCGAAGCCUGGUGCGACUGGUUCAGAGGUCUCCUCCCCGGCCAGCAUGCUCGGCAAGUGGCUGCAGGAUCUCGGGUAUCGAAAGGGGCCGACUACGCUGCGGCGCGACCUCAGCGGGUCAUUGCACCUCGAGAAGCCGCCCGUAUUGUCGCAGAAGGUCGCUUUCGUCGCAGCCUGACGCCUUUUGGUGCUCGCGUCUUUGUGGCUAGCACCGCCCAGACCUCUGGCUGUCGACGGGGAGUCAGCUGGUUCUUGUGCUCAAAGUGCCAGGCGACCGCGCUGCUGAAGGUACGGACAGCGUCAUUCCUGCACAUCUGCAAGAAUGACGAGGAGAUUAUCAAUCCGGACCACCAUUGCUUCGACAAGCGAUACGUGGAAUCUCCAUGGCAGGUCGACUGGCUCGUGCGGGGUGGAUGGGUGGAGGAUGAUGAGUGGCCUGUGGGGGAGGAUGAGUUCUUGGAGGGCUGGGAGGAUGGUAGCCGCCUCCACACCUGGACGCCAUUUUCGCCGGGUGUGGUCCAGAUACUGCGGGCAGAAGGAAUUGGGCUUUAG